Molecule: messenger RNA, 207 nt
Organism: Penicillium canescens
Lineage: Eukaryota; Fungi; Ascomycota; Eurotiomycetes; Eurotiales; Aspergillaceae
Exons: 3
Coding region: 1-207 (68 amino acids)
Source: RefSeq, a predicted model, not a curated record
AUGUCGAAUUACGUGAUCCAAUUUGAUGACCUUGACAGUUUUGAAUCUAAUGGGGAGACAGUGACCACAACCCUUAAUGAGCAUGGUGCGAACUUCACUAAUGCCCCGGAGACAUUUCCUCCGGUAUUUAUUGUCUUUGGAGUAGACGAUGAUGCUGUCGAAGAGCUGAAGAAUAUGGAUGGAAUUUCUGUUUCCGAACAAGAUUAG